Messenger RNA from Rhodotorula graminis WP1, 2211 nucleotides. RefSeq names its product glycoside hydrolase family 13 protein. Lineage: Eukaryota; Fungi; Basidiomycota; Microbotryomycetes; Sporidiobolales; Sporidiobolaceae. Gene Ontology annotation, biological process: glycogen biosynthetic process. The record is from RefSeq and is a predicted model, not a curated record. The transcript is spliced from 14 exons. Bases 1 to 2031 code for a protein of 676 amino acids. Gene Ontology annotation, cellular component: cytoplasm. Gene Ontology annotation, molecular function: 1,4-alpha-glucan branching enzyme activity; hydrolase activity, hydrolyzing O-glycosyl compounds; cation binding.
AUGGCGAGGACUGUGAGGGGCGUGAGGUGUGGUCAGAUGGGUCGGGUCGACAGCUCACAACCCUCCCGCAGCACCGACGUCUACAAGAAAUGGCGCUCGACCAUUGACCAGCACGAGGGCGGCCUCGACAAGUUCUCGCGCGGCUACGACCACUUUGGCCUCCACCAGCUCAACAACGGCGACAUCCGCUACCGCGAGUGGGCCCCGAACGCCACCUCGGCCGCGCUCACGGGCGACUUCAACGGCUGGAACCGCGAGGCGAACCAGAUGACCAAGGACUCGUUCGGCGUGUGGGAGUGCGUCGUGCCCGCCGUCGCCGGCAAGCCCGCCAUCCCGCACAACUCCAAGAUCAAGAUCUCGAUGACGACCCCGAGCGGCGAGCGCAUCGAGCGCCUCCCCGCCUGGGCCAAGCGCGUCGUCCAGGACGUCAAGGUGUCGCCCAUCUACGACGCCGUCUUCUGGAACCCGCCCAAGGCCGACAAGUACACGUUCAAGAACCGCAAGCCCAAGGCGCCAAAGGCGGUCAAGGUCUACGAGGCGCACGUCGGCAUCUCUACGCCCGAGCCCAAGAUCGGCUCGUACCGCGAGUUCACGCGCGACGUCCUGCCGCGCAUCGCCGACCUCGGGUACAACACGAUCCAGCUCAUGGCCAUCAUGGAGCACGCCUACUACGCCUCGUUCGGGUACCAGAUCACGAGCUUCUUUGCCAUCAGCAGUCGCUACGGCACGCCCGAGGAGCUCAAGGAGCUGAUCGACACGGCGCACGGCCUCGGCCUCACGGUCCUCCUCGACGUCGUCCACUCGCACGCGAGCAAGAACGUCGCCGACGGCCUGAACCAGUUUGACGGCAGCGACCACCAGUACUUCCACGGCGGCGCAAAGGGCCAGCACGAGCUGUGGGACUCGCGCCUGUUCAACUACGGCCACCACGAGGUCCUGCGGUUCCUCCUGUCCAACCUGCGCUUCUACCUCGAGGAGUACCAGUUCGACGGCUUCCGGUUCGACGGCGUCACGAGCAUGCUGUACACGCACCACGGCAUCGGCACCGGCUUCUCGGGCGGCUACCACGAGUACUUUGGCGCCAACGUCGACGAGGAGGCCGUCGUCUACCUCAUGCUUGCCAACACGAUGCUGCACGAGCUGUACCCCGAGUGCAUCUCGAUCGCCGAGGAUGUGUCGGGCAUGCCGGCCCUGUGCCGCACCGUCGCCGACGGCGGCCUCGGGUUCGACUACCGCCUCGCCAUGGCCAUCCCCGACAUGUGGAUCAAGCUUCUCAAGGACGGGCCGGGCGACGAGGCGUGGGACCUCGGCAACAUCUGCUUUACGUUGACGAACCGGCGCUGGCGCGAAAAGACGAUCGCGUACGCCGAGAGCCACGACCAGGCGCUCGUCGGCGACAAGACGCUCGCGUUCUGGCUCAUGGACAAGGAGAUGUACACCAACAUGAGCGACCUCACCGAGCGCACGCCCGUCAUCGACCGCGGCCUCGCCCUCCACAAGAUGAUCCGCCUCAUCACGCACGCGCUCGGCGGCGAGGGCUACCUCAACUUUGAGGGCAACGAGUUUGGCCACCCCGAGUGGCUCGACUUCCCGCGUGUCGGCAACGGCGAGUCGUACCAGUACGCGCGGCGCCAGUUCAACCUCAUCGGCGACGACCUGCUGCGGUACAAGUACCUGUACGCGUUCGACCGCGCCAUGAACCGCACCGAGACCGAGUACGGGUGGCUCAGCGCCGACCAGGCCUACAUCAGCCUCAAGAACGAGUCGGACAAGGUCGUCGUGUUUGAGCGCGGCAACCUCCUGUGGGUGUUUAACUUCCACCCGACGCAGUCGUUUACCGACUACCGCGUCGGGACCGACUGGGCGGGCGAGUACCGCGUCGUGCUCUCGAGCGACGACAAGGAGUUUGGCGGUCACGCCAACAUCGACAAGGCCGUCAAGCACUUUACGACCCCGAUGGAGUGGAACGGGCGCAAGAACUUUAUGCAGCUCUACCUCCCGAGCCGCACGGUCCAGGUCCUCGCCCACUGAGAGGCCUCUCUCUCUCGUUCUCUCCCUCUCUCGCAACCCCUCUCUGUACCCUAGAAACUCUCUCUCGCUCGCCCUCUCCUCUCUGUGCCGCAAAAAAAAGUCAGUUUCAACCCCUCCCUCCUUCGUCUCUCCUCGCACACUCGUAGUCGAGGCCUGCAACACUCUCUUUCGCAGCACGUG